Papilio machaon (common yellow swallowtail) is the source of this 4236-nucleotide messenger RNA. RefSeq lists its product as uncharacterized. Lineage: Eukaryota; Metazoa; Arthropoda; Insecta; Lepidoptera; Papilionidae. The transcript is spliced from 2 exons. The coding region runs from base 43 to 4128 and encodes 1361 amino acids. The record is from RefSeq and is a predicted model, not a curated record.
UUAAAAAUAAAAUUUUCUAUUUUACAGAAGGAGUCUUUCAAAAUGAGAUUUUUGCUUGUCAUUGCCGCUUUUACGGCUUUGGCCUUAGCAAAGCCAGAAUUUUACAAGGAAAAAGAGGAUUUCCAAUACUCCAGAAGCUCUUCAGAUGAAGGCAGUAAGUCCGGUUUCUAUGGGGCUCAAAGAGGCAAUAUGGGAGGCAACUAUGAAAAGGCGCACAACAUGGAUGGCUUAGCACAGCACCAAAUGAGCGGACUCGUGCGCACCGUCGAAGGUGAAUUGGGAGACGGGUAUAAAAUGAGGACCGGCAGCGUGUACAGCGCUGCAAACUCUAGGGGAAUCUACGGCUCGGGCCACUACGACUUAAGUAAUCUCCAAGGAAGAAAUUUCGAGGAGACCGAAUCAUUUGAUAAUUCGAAUUCUUCAAUGAUGUCACAGAGUGCUGCAUUCGAAAAUUCUAGAUCAAACGGUGGCGCGUACGGCAGUAGCAACCGCGCCCAUAGUUCAGGAUACAGAGGAUAUCAAGCCAGCGAUCAAUCUCAACAAUUAAUGCAAACGGAUAAUUUGCAAUCUGCAGAUCAUUUGCAGAGCGUCCAUGGGUACGAUUAUGGAAGUGAAGCUGCCCAUCUUUCAACCUCAGGCUUUCAGAGCCACCACGGUUACGAUCUAAGUGCUUCUAAUUUAGAUCGCACAGGUGCGUAUGGAAGCAAUACGCGAAGCCGUAUCCUAACUGCCGCUCCUGUAAGAGUUAUCGUCAGACCCGGAAUCAGAAGGACCGUGCCGCUCACUGCUCAAGUCUACGAUGCUGACCACACCGAUACCUCUUUUAACCUUGAGCACAGUAACAGUAAUAGAGAUGCGGAAAUAUUGAAUACCGAUGGACAACAAGUAAGCUACAGGCCCUCAAAUGCCCCUAAACAUUAUGAGUCCUCGUACAGUUACCACAAGGAAUGGGAGAAACAUAAUACUCAGCCAAUCAAUGUCCCUGGUGCCAUACCUACAGUAAAUCCUUUUCCUGCACAAAGUGAAACACGCGGAGACUUAAAUGAAGAAAAAAAUUUAGAAAAUAUUCAACACAAUUCAAAUACCUACAAUUCACAAGCGAGUAACACAGCAUUUGCGACCAAUGCUCAGUCAUUAAGUCAGGCUAGAUAUCAAGCAGGUUAUAACAGGAAACACAGCUCCAGUUCUUCAUUGGCAGAAAACACAAAUGGUUAUGGCACUGAUAGACGCAGUGCUUCUUUGACUGGUAGUUCUUUAGUAGCUUCAAAUGAUAAUGAAUACAAUACAGGCAGCAGUAGUUCAUUGUUAGCCUCUAAUGCAAAUGGAUACAAAACAAGUAGCAAUUCUCUAUUAAACGCGAAUACAAAUGGAUAUAACAAAGCUUCCCACGGAACCAAUUCUGAAGAACGCAUUGCCAGUGCUACUGGUUCAGGAAAUCUUGUGCAAUUACUGAGUUCCAAACCAAAAAGUUACCAAUCUUCGUAUUCGUAUCAUAAGUCUUGGGAAAGACAAGGCGACCCUUAUAUCAUAAAACCAGCUGGAAGUGGUACGUUUGAUGGCCAGGAAUCUCAGAAAUUAACUGCCGCUUCAGCCAGCCAAGGAGCAUAUUCAUCACAUCAUUAUGGAUCCCAAUAUAAACAAGCACAUCAUAGCUUUUCACAAAAUGGAUUCGAUAGUGAUUGUGACGAAGAAGGUCACGUACGCGUAGCUCGUUCCUCCGACUCGCGGUAUAAACCUGAGCUUCAAGCUUACCAAAAUAUGUACCAAGGUCAAGAGGAAUAUGGACAGCAAACACAGAGCCGUUUGGAAAAUUUAGAAGAAUUGGGGCAGCAAACACAAAAUCAAUGGGACAACCUACAAAGCUUUGGACAACAAGAACAGAGUAAUUGGGAGAAUUCACAAAACUUAGGACAACAAAUUCAAAGCCAGUGGGAUAAUUUACAAGAUUUAGGGCAACAACCUGAACAUCAAUGGGAUAAUUUGCAAAAUUUAGGACAACAAACCGAGGAAAAGUUUGAUAAGCUCGAAGAUUUAGAUCAACAGCCUCAAAGUCAAUGGGAUAAUAUCGUAAGUCAAGAAACAGAUCAAAAAUUUGAUACUUUACAUACUAUGGGUCAACAAAGUCAAAACCAAUGGGAUAAUAUGCCAGAAAUAGGUCAUUUGACCCAAGGAAAAUUAAAUAAGCUAGAAGAUUUUGGACAACAAACUCAAACACAAUGGGACAAAAUAGAAAGUUUUGAUCAGCAACCACAAAAUAAAUUAGAUAAAGUAGAAGACCUCGGACAACAGCAACAAGCAAAUUGGGGAAGCACGCAACAGCAGAAUCGCAGUUGGCAAAAACUGGAAGACCUCAGUCAACAUACGCAAAGCGAUCUGGAACAACAAAUACAGGAUCAUGAUGAACAACAACCUACAAUGGUUUUUGAUGGCAAAGAAUUUGGUCAACAAGAAAGUCUACCAUCGAAUGUUUUUGAUCUGAAUAAGACUCAAGAUUCUCAAUUAACAGACAACAAGCAUUACAGUGGAAGUAAUUUAUCACAAAACGAAGAUAAAGAUUCAGUUAGAGGUCCUUGGAAUAAUGUAAUGCUUCAUUUGGGAGGUUUUCAGCAAGAAAACUCUAAUUCCGAUUUAAAUAACCAGGACUCAACAGUUACUUCUAACAAAAAUUUUGACAGACAUGAUGAAUCCCAAAAUUCGGAAAUGUAUGAAUUUGGGUCUCCCAAAAUAUUUCAUAGUCAGCAAACACAAAAUACUUGGAACAUAAAGGAAGAAGAUUUAGUACAACAGAAACCGUUUGAACAAAAUGAAAAUUUAGGUUUGAAUAACGCUAACUGGCAUAAUCUUAAUCAUAUACAGACACGAACAGAAAAAAGCUCAUAUACAACUGAAAAAUAUACACAUCCAUUAGGUGGUAGCAGGGAAAAAAUUUAUAGUGAAAAUACUGAGCCCAAUAAAGACUUUCAUUCACAAGAUGAACAAAGUUCUUCACUGUUAGGCAGUCUUUGGGAUAAAAUUGAUGGUAUAGCCAAAGAGACACUUCAAGACAUCGAUGACAAUGAUGAUAGCCAAAAGCCAAAUAAAGUAGAUUCAGCAGACUGGUCACAACAAGAAAGUAAACCAAGUUCGUCGCACAACACACCGAAACCAUUAAAUCCCCAAUUAAACACAAAUUUAUUAAAACCUAUUGUGAGACCAAAUCAAGAUAAAAAUGAAAGGCCAAUAGAUAUAGGUCGUGGUGACAUCGGACCUGAAGAUUCUGAUUUAACCUCAGUCAUACCCCAAUCAAAUAAACCUAACAAAACACCAAAUGAAAUAGAUUCUUUAAGUUUAACUCGAAAUUUAAACGUACAAUCGGCUGACUCAAAUAGUGACAAGAAUAAAUUUAAUAUGCUAAAUUAUAAAGAAUUAAAAAUAGUACAAGACUUACUAAAAAAAAUUGAAAGUGAAGAUUCUGAUGAGAUUGUAACUACUACAAGCACAACAAUUUCACCAAUCCCAACAAUUUCAACUAACAUUGAUGAAAGUAUAUUAGCAGACUUAAAUGAAAAUGAAGAAAAAUUAGUACAAGCUAUUAACAAUAAGUUUAUAUUUAAUCAGAAUAAGAAACGCAUUUCUACACCUUUUACACCAACAAGAGAUAUUUAUAAAGAGCAAUCGAGAAAUAAGGAAGAAUUUGAACACAAUACCCAUAACAAUCCAAUGUCUUAUCAUAACGACUAUUAUCAAACAAAUAUCAACAAAGAAUUGGAUCAAAAAAAUGCAGACUACGAACCUGAAGAACAACAAAAUAUGCAGCAGCACUUUGAAGAUUUUCAGCAAACACAGGAAUUACAAAAUCCAAGCCAAUUAGAAAACUUUGAACAGCAACAUCAAAGUGAUUGGAAUUCUGAAAAUAAUCUUGCCCAAUCUUUAGACCAACAAUUAUUACAUUUAGGGGAAGUCUCACGAAAGUUUAAUGAGAAACAGAUAAAUGAAGAAAUAAAAGAAAUUGAAGCAACACAGCAAAUUAAAAUAAAUGAUUUAACACCUCCAGAGCCAGAGACAGAGACACAAAAGCAAGGGUUUUGGCAGUCAGUAAAUAAUAAACUAACAAAUGCUAAAAAGAAAGUAAUGUCAUGGUUCUCUUAACAAUGCAAAUAACUUUUAACACUAACUAGCCAGGAAACCUAACUUUUAAAAUCUGUUAAUUUUAUUGUUAGUUAAGAAUUAAGAUCUAUAUAAAUAAGAUACCUCUAU